Molecule: messenger RNA, 566 nt
Organism: Chanos chanos (milkfish)
Lineage: Eukaryota; Metazoa; Chordata; Actinopteri; Gonorynchiformes; Chanidae
Gene: hbaa2
Product: hemoglobin, alpha adult 2
Exons: 3
Coding region: 44-475 (143 amino acids)
Biological process (GO): oxygen transport; hydrogen peroxide catabolic process
Cellular component (GO): blood microparticle; hemoglobin complex; haptoglobin-hemoglobin complex
Molecular function (GO): oxygen carrier activity; haptoglobin binding; peroxidase activity
Source: RefSeq, a predicted model, not a curated record
GUUCUACAGUUCCUCUCCUUAUUCACUUGUUGGAAGGAUCAAGAUGAGUUUGACAGCCAAAGAUAAGGCUGUGGUCAAAGGCUUCUGGUCUAAAGUGUCUGGAAAGAGCGACGACAUAGGCCAUGAGGCUCUGGCAAGAAUGUUCGCAGCUUAUCCCCAGACCAAAACAUAUUUUCCCAAGUGGUCCGAUUACAGUCUCGGCUCUGCUGAUGUAAAGAAGCACGGGAAAACUGUGAUGGGAGCCAUAAAUGAUGCUGUGGGCAAAAUGGAUGAUCUCAUUGGUGGGCUUAGCGCCCUCAGUGACGUGCAUGCUACCAGACUGCGUGUCGACCCUUCCAAUUUUAAGAUUUUGUCCCACAACAUCCUCGUGGCUUUGGCAGUCAAUUUCCCAGGUGAUUUCACAGCCGAAGUGCACGUGGCUGUGGACAAGUUCCUCGCAGCCCUGAGCGCCGCUCUUGCUGAUAAAUACAGAUAAGACCAACGUCGAUAUUACGACUGAUGACCGAGUUGCUAUCAACAAAUAAAUAAAGGGCAAAUUCGGACAAUAAAGUGAAUUAUGGAAAUAA